Abrus precatorius (Indian licorice) is the source of this 1002-nucleotide messenger RNA. RefSeq names its product protein NUCLEAR FUSION DEFECTIVE 6, chloroplastic/mitochondrial-like. Bases 75 to 359 code for a protein of 94 amino acids. Lineage: Eukaryota; Viridiplantae; Streptophyta; Magnoliopsida; Fabales; Fabaceae. The record is from RefSeq and is a predicted model, not a curated record. The transcript is spliced from 4 exons. Gene Ontology annotation, cellular component: mitochondrion.
CAGGGUUUUAGUGUUGUAGAACCCUUUGCCGGGAGUGUGCUACCUACGCAAACCCUACAAUUUCCGAUAACAAAAUGGCAUCCGCCGCCGCCGCGAGGUCGAUUUUCCGAUCAAGCUCCGCUCGACGCGCCGCGUUCGGUCUCGGCUCGGAAGCUAAGGCGGCUCGCUCUCCGUUCCGCGUUGCCUCCAAUAAACCUCUUUCACAAUCCACGGUCAGGUGUCCCGUUGAAUUGAGCUUUUGUGUGGAAUCCAUGCUACCAUACCAUACGGCAACUGCUUCUGCUCUGAUGACUUCAAUGCUUGCUGUCUCUCGCCGCAGCUACGGUUGGCUUCCUGAAGGCCAAGAGAAGACUAUUUGAAGAUCAAGAAGCAAGAUUGCAAUGAUGAUGUGUGAUAAAUGUUCUGAAGGUUGAAGCAAUCUUUUAUGUACAGAUCUGCUUCGUGAGACAGUGUCUUCACUGAGCCAUUGGGGGGGGGGGACAAAUUGAGUCCCAAAGGCCGAAAGGAACUUUAAAAACCUAGAUCGCCUGUACUUCUGUUCUUUCUAUUUCAGAUGCAUAAAAGGCUGCUAUUUUCUAUUCACCUGGAUUUUAGAGUCUAAAGGCAAAUAAGUUGAAAUUGUAUUGCGAUAUGUUGGAUAAAGUUGUCAUGUUACGAUAUGCUACUGAGAAAUUCCGUAUUGAAUCAGCUAGGGAUUUUUAAUGAAUGCAGAAUUCCAGUAUGUAGUGAAAUUUCUAUUUUUCAAUCAAGUGGCGCCUGUUAAGCAUCCUGCCCUUAUGGCAGUCUAAUUCACGCUUUCUGUCUAUCAAUUACUUGUGCCUAACCAAUUAAGUUUGUUCUUGGCUGGGUACAUCGUUAUCCCAGUCAUUUGUAUUUUUGGCCUAAAAUUUUGUCAGCCUAGGAAAAACUUUUUAUUAACAUGGUAACUUGCUUGUUUUUGGAUUGUUAUCUUUAUGUAUAAUAUAACGGUGGACGGUGGUGUUUUCUUUUUCUCAUUUACUU